Molecule: messenger RNA, 1086 nt
Organism: Striga hermonthica
Lineage: Eukaryota; Viridiplantae; Streptophyta; Magnoliopsida; Lamiales; Orobanchaceae
Source: the annotation of a GenBank genome assembly
AUGGAUCUCAAUCCCGUGGAUACACGACGGCGACCGGGGUACGAUUACCGCCACCACAUCCAGAUUGAUGACGGGAGGAAUAUGGAUUUGCACCGGCGUAUGCAGGGCCGGGCUCGCUGCCAGUUCGACUUCCAGUUUCAGACCAAUUUCAUCCUGAAACCAAAUGACGCCGGCGCCGGCGAGACCACCCUGUGCUCCGAGGCUUUCGUCGACGUCCCCUUCGACGGCGAGAACGAGUUCCAGUUCUUAUUAUGCUCCAGGCACCGGCUGAGGGAGUACUGGAUGCCGGAGGCCCAGAUCCAGGAAUUGGUCAGCGAGGUGUUAGAUUUGUGCCGAUCCAAGAUGUCAUCGACGGCGGACAGGGAUCCACGUGUCGUCCCCGUGACCGUGACGAUCGACGUCUGCACGGUGCAGCAGGACGGCGAGGAAUUGGACGCCGCCGUGGAUCGGGCGAUUACGAUUGAGAAUCUGCUGCCGGUGCUAUUUUUCGACAUCGAUCGAGUUCUCAAGGAGAUUUCAUUUGAUGCGAGGGGCAUUCCCUGUACGCUGGCGACUUUCGUCUGGGUAGAUAUGGAGAGGUUCAGAUUGGAGGAUGUCGAGUUGGGCUUGGGCUUGAUGAGGAGCUGCCCGAUAUGCGACCGGGCCCCCACACUCGGGGCCCAAUUAUCGACUAUAGUAUGCGGCCACACAUUUCAUUCCCACUGCAUAGUUGGGUCACUGCUUAAUAAGAAGAACUCGUGCCCGGUGUGCAAUCGCCUCGGGCAUGGCGGGCGUCGUCAGUUCCACGAGUUUGCGGGCGGCGAGGAGAGGAGGCGUGAUCCUAGGGUUUACCGCAGGGAUGCGUUUGUGGAAGAUGACAGUGACGGGAGUUUGACGACGGGUUUGGACGUAUCCCCGAUGCAGGUCACGAGCGCAGGCAUCGCGCCUCUCCACGCGAAGGCUCGGACUCAGAUUUCGAGGAGGAAGUGGUGCGCGAUCGUGGCGGGGGCGGUUGCGGUAGGGAUUUGCCAUGGCGAAGGGCAUUCGGAGGCGGCGAUGAGGCUGAGAGUUUUGGUCAGUGCCACUGUGACGGCAGACGCCCGAUAG